AUGGUAGAGGAGUUUGUCUCGUUCUUUGAACAACUCCUCGGUACUAAUAGCUCGGUUACCUCUUUGGAGAGCAUAAAUGAUAUGUUUCCGAUUCAAGUGUUUGAUUUCCAUAGGACUAACAUGAUAAGUUCGGUCUCUUCAAAGGAGGUAACGCAAGCUACAUUUAGUAUUGGUGAGGAUAAAGCUCCAGGCCCAGAUGGAUACUCGACAAAACUUUUUAAGGAAGCAUGGGGUAUUGUGGGGGCUGAAGUCUCAAAGGCAGUCAAGGAUUUUUUCAUCCAAGGCAGAUUACUAAAGGAGAUUAAUGCCACCAAUAUAGCUCUUAUCCCGAAAAUGGAAAAUCUGGAGAGUUUACGUUCAAGAGGUGGUGGUGAUCUUAAUCCACUAGAUUUUGAGAUCGAGAGAGCUAAACAAUUGAGGAAAGAAAAGAAGCAAGCUGACUUUGAAAAAUCAAUGGCUAACACAAGAAUUGUGAAUCCCAAUGUGGAAAAUCAAGAGAAUGAGAAUGAGAAUACCUUAGAAGGAAAUGCAAUGGGUGGAGCAGCAGUGGUUCGAAGAGCAUUGAAGGACUACUCCAGUCCUACCAUUGAUGGGUGCUAUUCUAGCAUUAGGAGACCACCAGUUCAAGCAAAUAAUUUUGAGAUCAAGCCAGCAAUUAUUCAAAUGAUUUAG
Messenger RNA from Pistacia vera, 672 nucleotides. RefSeq lists its product as uncharacterized. The transcript has 2 exons. The coding region runs from base 1 to 672 and encodes 223 amino acids. Lineage: Eukaryota; Viridiplantae; Streptophyta; Magnoliopsida; Sapindales; Anacardiaceae. The record is from RefSeq and is a predicted model, not a curated record.